Messenger RNA from Hermetia illucens (black soldier fly), 3835 nucleotides. Its product is annotated as isoleucine--tRNA ligase, cytoplasmic-like. The record is from RefSeq and is a predicted model, not a curated record. Gene Ontology annotation, biological process: isoleucyl-tRNA aminoacylation. Bases 235 to 3744 code for a protein of 1169 amino acids. Gene Ontology annotation, molecular function: isoleucine-tRNA ligase activity; tRNA binding; ATP binding. The transcript is spliced from 2 exons. Lineage: Eukaryota; Metazoa; Arthropoda; Insecta; Diptera; Stratiomyidae.
UUCCACUCAUUGUUUAGGGCGGUUUAUUGUUUUGUAGUUUGUGAAAUAUUGAGAAGGACAUCGACUUGCUAACGUUGCAAUGUAAGUAAACCAAUAAUAUUCACAUUAUUCAAGAUAGUGAGUAGUGAGUGCUGAAUUACAACUAAUUUCGUCCAAAUACGCAGUCUAACUAAGAAUUGCAUCAUCCUCUGCAGACUAUAGAAGAUAAGCCGUGAUUACCGCUAGCGCGCAAAAAUGUCUUUUCCUAUACAAAAGAAAGACAUUUAUCGGUCGUCAAAUGCGAUAUCCUUUCCACAAGAGGAGGAACGCAUAUUAUCGUAUUGGCAAAAUGAACGAAUUUUCGAAAAAGGGCAAACAAUAUCGAAAGACAAACAUCAAUUUACAUUUUACGAUGGGCCUCCGUUUGCUACCGGCCUUCCACAUUAUGGCCACAUUCUCGCGGGAACUAUAAAGGAUAUUGUAACUAGGCACGCUUACCAAAACGGAUUUCACGUUGAACGACGAUUUGGAUGGGACUGUCAUGGACUUCCGGUGGAGAAUGAGGUUGAUAAAAUGCUCGGCAUAAAGAGUCCCAAACAAGUUGAAGAAUAUGGAAUAGCAAGAUACAACCAAAUGUGCCGAAAGAUAGUGAUGAGGUAUGCAGACGAAUGGAGAGGUAUUAUCGGUCGCAUGGGGCGUUGGAUAGACUUUGAAAACGACUACAAGACUUUGUACCCUUGGUACAUGGAAACUGUUUGGUGGAUAUUCAAGCAAUUGUAUGAAAAAGGUCUAGUGUAUCAUGGUGUUAAGGUAAUGCCAUUUUGUACUCUUUGUGGUACACCUUUAUCAAAUUUCGAAGCUGGGCAAAAUUACAAGCAAGUUACAGAUCCUUCCAUUGUAGUGGCUUUUGGGGUAAUUGAUGAUAAAGAUAAUGCUAAUCUUUUAAUCUCAACUACCACCCCUUGGACUCUACCAGCGAAUUUGGCACUGUGUGUGAAUCCCAAUCUAUUCUACGUCAAAGUCAGAAGCCAGAAAAAUGGAGAUUAUUAUAUUCUAAGCGAAUCCAGUUUGGAACGUGUUUGGAAAACUCCUAGCUCGUAUGAAAUAGUGAGUAGAUGUCAGGGACAAAUGCUGUUAGGCCUGAGGUACAAGCCAAUCUUCCCCUACUUUGCGAGUUUAGGGUCAAGAAGGAAUUGUUUUCGUGUUGUGUUGGAUGAAUAUGUUUCACCAGAUCAAGGAACGGGCAUUGUUCAUCAGGCUCCUUACUUCGGUGAAGAUGAUUACCGCGUAUGCCUGGCAAGUGGCAUUAUAUCAAAAUCAAGUGAAAUCAUUUGCCCUGUGGAUGAUGGUGGAUGUUUCACUGAUGAAGUAACUGAUUUUAAAGGAAAAUACAUCAAAACAGCUGAUAAAGAUAUAAUUCAACUAUUGGCAGACAAAGGAGUUUUAUUCUGUACGGAAGAAGUAUCUCAUAGCUACCCGUUUUGUUGGCGUUCCGACACUCCAUUGAUUUAUAAGGCGGUGCCCUCUUGGUUCAUUCGAGUCGAGCAGAUGAGACCUAGUCUUUUAGAAUGCAUUGCAGAAACCUAUUGGGUGCCGGAAUUUGUUAAAAGCAAUCGUUUCGGAAACUGGUUGGAGGGUGCUCAAGAUUGGGCCGUAAGUAGAAAUCGUUUUUGGGGAACACCAAUUCCAAUCUGGACAUCUUCUAAUGGAGAUGAAAUUAUUUGUGUGGGCAGCGUAGAGGAAUUGGAAAAAUUAUCUGAAUGUAAAGUCACUGAUUUGCACCGUGAGUCUGUUGAUCAUAUUGAAAUUCCGUCUACGAUAAAAGGGAAGCCGCCACUUAGACGCAUCGACCAAGUUUUCGACUGUUGGUUUGAAUCAGGAUCAAUGCCAUUUGCUCAAAAACAUUACCCAUUUGAGAACAAAAUAAAUUUUUUGGAUUGCUUUCCAGCUGAUUUUGUUGCUGAGGGAAUCGAUCAGACGCGAGGAUGGUUCUACACAUUGCUGGUAAUCUCAACGGCAUUAUUCAACAAAGCUCCUUUCAAGAAUUUGAUUGCAAACGGUUUGGUUUUAGCUUCAGACGGCCAGAAAAUGUCAAAACGCAAGAAAAAUUAUCCUGACCCAAUGGUCAUUGUUAAAAAGUUCGGAGCUGAUGCUUUAAGACUGUACCUUAUCAAUUCGCCGGUAGUCCGAGCUGAUAACUUACGAUUCCGAGAAGAAGGUGUUCGUAAUGUCGUAAAGGAUGUUUUGAUACCGUGGUACAAUGCCUUCCGGUUUCUGGUGCAAAAUAUUAAUAAGCUUGAAGAGGAAGCGCAGAUUAAAUAUCUUUAUGAUUCGGCGGAAAACCCUGUGAACCGGGAGCAGUUGAAUUUGAUUGAUAUUUGGAUAAUAUCAUAUAAAGAAACUUUAUUAAACUUUAUUUCGACAGAAAUGCAAGCCUAUCGAUUAUAUACGGUUGUUCCCAGACUCGUUAGAUUCAUAGGGCAACUUACGAAUUGGUACAUCCGAUUGAAUAGACGUCGUAUUAAAGGAGCUUUUGGAAAAAUGGAAUCAUUACAAUCAAUAAAUGUUCUGUUCGAAGUACUAUCUGCGGUAGUCAAAGUAAUGGCUCCGUUCACACCAUUUUUUUCUGAAUAUUUAUACCACCGGUUGGCUUUAUUUGAACACAUUCCUAAACUCGAAUCUGUUCACUACGAGAUGAUGCCCAAACCAAAUCCUCAUCUUAUAAACAAGCAAGUAGAAAAUGCAGUCAGUGGAAUGCAAAAAGUGGUCGAAUUGGGUCGUAUAAUUCGAGAGCAGUCAGCUUUGCCAUUAAGGCAUCCUGUACAAGAAGUUAUCGUCGUCCAUAGGGAAUCUUCAUUCCUGGAAGAUAUUCGACGUUUUCAAAACUUUGUUUUGGAUGAAUUGAAUACUAAAAGACUUACACUGACCACCGAUAUAAAUGCAUUCGGGGUAAAAAUUUGCGUGAAACCUGACUAUAAACUUUUAGGACGCCGAUUGAAGGAGAAGCUAAAAAUUAUUUCAUGCGAAAUGGAGCUAAUGACAAACGCGGAGAUAUAUGAAGGCAUGUCGGCAGGCUUUUUCCAAUGCUUUGGUGAAAAAAUUGAUACGACUGCAAUAAAAGUAAAUUAUAAAGUGUCUGAAAGCCAAAGAAAUGUGAAAAUGAUGGGUGAUAGGGAUUUGUUAGUCCUUAUUAAUUUGACGGAAAGUGAAAGUCUCCAAAGAGAAGGUAUUGCACGUGAUAUUAUAAAUCGCGUGCAAAAACUGAAAAAGAAAGCCCACUUGCUGCCAACAGACGAGGUUGCUAUUAGCUAUUAUAUAAAACAUGAUUCGCCAAGUCUUCUAAUACCCAUUAUUCAGGAAUUCCGCACUCUUAUAGAGACAACCAUAAAAUCUUCAUUCAACAUUUCAACUGAUCCUGUAGAAGCAGCAGACGCACUUCUCACAAACGAAUCCUUUUACAUUGAAGGCGAAGAACUAACAAUUUCGAUUGCGCGUAUAGAAAAAAUCAUUUCAUCAGACUUCGAAUUUAAUGCAAAUGUUUAUCUUCAUGAUGAUGUUAAGGAACGUUACUCUUCAAGUCGGAGUGGCGUAGUUAAAUUGAAACAUUCAACUGGAGAGUUUCUUUCAAUAGAUGAUUUUCGAAACGAAAUUGAUAUUUUAUUUGGUCUGUAUGGCAUGAAUAUUGUAAUGAAAUGUGAUGAGAAAAUAGUUCGGAAUGUUGAGGAUUUAGUAUCGAAAAAUGUAUACAUUCACAAUAAUUUUUGAUUUUGGAAAUAAUCUGCGUUACUAUUCGGUACGUAAUAAUAAUGGUAUUAAUUAUGAUGUAUUAAAAUAAAAAAAAAUAAAUGAACUUGAA